Messenger RNA from Bacillus rossius redtenbacheri, 3094 nucleotides. RefSeq names its product serine protease inhibitor 28Dc-like. Gene Ontology annotation, molecular function: serine-type endopeptidase inhibitor activity. The transcript is spliced from 4 exons. The coding region runs from base 129 to 1478 and encodes 449 amino acids. Lineage: Eukaryota; Metazoa; Arthropoda; Insecta; Phasmatodea; Bacillidae. The record is from RefSeq and is a predicted model, not a curated record.
CCGCCUGGUUAUCGCGGGCGGUUAUAAAGUGGCGGUCGGCCUCGAAGCAACUCACACGCCAGGCCCAGCCGUCGACACAGCAUCUGCGCGACCUGCACCUGGGGAAACUGCUGGCUCCUCGCUCGGCGAUGCGGCGACCGGCGACAGCGCUGCUCUUGGCGGCAGCCCUGUGCACCCUGGCGGCGGGCGAGGCAGCCAACGACACCUCGGCCGACGAGGCCAACUCGACGGACACCAGCAUCAUGUUCCUGGAGGAGUCCCCGGCGCCGGCGGACCUCGUGGUGACCCGCCGCCUGACGCACCUCGCCCUGGGACUCCAGCGGGUGCUGAGGAGGCGGCCCGGCGCCGGGAGGACGCUCCUCUUCUCGCCGCUGAGCGUGUCGGCGGUGCUGCACCUGCUGUGGCUGGGCGCGCGCGGCCGCACCGCCGAGGAGCUGGCCUCGCUCCUGGGGUCCGGCCCCGACCCCGGCCCGGGCCUCGACGAGGUGCUGCCCUCCGUGGCCCGCCUCACGCGCCGCCUCUACCACUCCUCGGCCGGCACCCGGGUGGACGUGGCCAGCGCCAUGUUCCUGCAGUACGGCUACCCCGUGCUCAAGGGCUUCGCCGACACCAGCAGGAACACCUUCAACACCGAGGUGUACGGCGCCGAGUUCGCCGCCGGCGGAGACGUGGUCGCCGGCCAGAUCAACGGGUGGGUCAGCAGCAAGACCAAGCACAGGAUCAACAAGUUGUUCGACCAGGCCCUCCCCCCGGACACCAAGGUGCUGCUCGUCAGUGCGAUAUACUUCAACGGGGAGUGGGAGUACCCGUUCCCCGCGGAGACCACGUUCAAGCGGCCCUUCACCAUCCCGCGCGCGGCCGGCGAGCCGCCGGAGCUGCUGCAGCUGCACAUGAUGUCCAACAGCGGCGACCUGCCGUACGCUCGCAGCGACGAGCUGGGCUGCCGGGCGGUGGGGCUGCCCUACAAGGGCGGGCAGGUGGUCAUGUACCUGGUGCAACCGCUGGAGCGAGGUCUGGAGGCGUUCAGCGCGCUGGAGGGCAACCUCACGGUGGAGCGCGUGGACAGCCUGCUGGGGUCCCUGCAGGAGACCCCGGUGAUCGUGUCCGUGCCGCGCAUGCGCAUACAGUCCACCUUCCACCUGCGCGGCGCCGUGGAGCAACUCGGAGCGCGCGCUCUGUUCGACCCGCUGGAGGCCGACCUGGGGCGCAUGUCCCCGGGCGGGGUGCGGCCCCUGGACGACAACUCCACCGUCCAGGAGGGCGACAACCCGGGGCUCUACGUGGGCGACCUCGUGCACAAGGUGGAGAUCGAGGUGACGGAGACCGGCACAGUCGCCUCGGCCGUCGCCGCCGCCACCGUCACGCGCGACGGCUCCCGCGUCGUGCUGCGCUUCGACCGGCCCUUCCUCUUCUUCAUCCGGCACGAGCCCACGGGGCUGCUCAUGUUCUGGGGCUCCGUCAUGAGGCCCGUCACGUGACCCUGCCCCGCCGGUGUCUGGGGCUGCUCAUGUUCUGGGGCUCCGUCAUGAGGCCCGUCACGUGACCUCGCCCCGCCGGUGUCUGGGGCUGCUCAUGUUCUGGGGCUCCGUCAUGAGGCCCGUCACGUGACCUCGCCCCGCCGGUGUCUGGGGCUGCUCAUGUUCUGGGGCUCCGUCAUGAGGCCCGUCACGUGACCUCGCCCCGCCGGUGUCUGGGGCUGCUCAUGUUCUGGGGCUCCGUCAUGAGGCCCGUCACGUGACCUCGCCCCGCCGGUGUCUGGGGCUGCUCAUGUUCUGGGGCUCCGUCAUGAGGCCCGUCACGUGACCCUGCCCCGCCGGUGUCUGGGGCUGCUCAUGUUCUGGGGCUCCGUCAUGAGGCCCGUCACGUGACCCUGCCCCGCCGGUGUCUGGGGCUGCUCAUGUUCUGGGGCUCCGUCAUGAGGCCCGUCACGUGACCCUGCCCCGCCGGUGUCUGGGGCUGCUCAUGUUCUGGGGCUCCGUCAUGAGGCCCGUCACGUGACCCUGCCCCGCCGGUGUCUGGGGCUGCUCAUGUUCUGGGGCUCCGUCAUGAGGCCCGUCACGUGACCCUGCCCCGCCGGUGUCUGGGGCUGCUCAUGUUCUGGGGCUCCGUCAUGAGGCCCGUCACGUGACCCUGCCCCGCCGGUGUCUGUCACCGCGUGCUCGUCACCAAAGAGACAAUCCACCCGGGACAACCGACGCGUGCCUCGCAGUGGCACGACUGCACACCUGAAGAGAGGAGUGUCCGGUAUUUGUGCAGGGGCCGGGUGUAGAAGAACCAUGCUCGUUGGCUGUCAAAUGAUUACAUACCUUUUGCUGGGUAUCGUAAUUUUCCUACUGCCAUUCAAUGUAACUUGCGGAGUAUUAACUGGUCUUGGUGUUUUCGUAAUACUGUGUACUAUCGUAUACCGACUAUGGGAGUUCUUUCUAUGAAAAUACUUUUCCAAACAAAUGCUCUCUCAGCGUGCGAGCCAAGCUAGGUUUUGAGAAAAAUUAAAAAUUAAUUUAAUAAUGUACUUAUAAGUUCAGAACUUUACUAAUCGAUCAUUGUUAAGAAGUGAAUGAAUAAAAACUAAUUGCAAAUAAAUUUUUAUUUGAACAUUAGAUAAACAUUUUGUUCACAGUUUAAAUUAUCUACAACUUAAAAUAAUGCAUUAUCGCAAAUAAUUUAAAAAGGUUAAGAUAUUUAUUUUACAUUUUUGUGUCUUUAACAUUACUUUUUAAUUUUGUAUGGUGACUUUAACUUUUGUAAAUCUAGCAUCGAUACUGCAGUACACACAUGCAUUUGCCCAGAAAUUGUUGACUGAACUAAAGUAGUAAAUUAUUUUAUAUUUAUUCAUUAAUUAAAGCAUGUGUCACAAAAUGAGUCAAGCAUUCCGGAAGAGUUGUGUGAAACACUUUGAAAUACCUGUCAUCUAGGUAGGUACUACAAAACAUUUGGUACAAAUAAUGUCAAGACAAACUUGCAGAAUUAUUAGUUUGUGCAUUGAAUUCCAUGUAAAUAAUACUCUUGAGUAAAAUAAUAAGUUCAAAGGAACACUGCUUGAAUGUUGAUUGUACAUUUGCGAAAAACAAAAAUAAAAUUAUUUUUGUAUGUA